Molecule: messenger RNA, 1092 nt
Organism: Paramecium primaurelia
Lineage: Eukaryota; Ciliophora; Oligohymenophorea; Peniculida; Parameciidae
Source: the annotation of a GenBank genome assembly
AUGGAAGAAGAAUAAUAAGAGUAAGAAUAAAAAGUUCAAGAUAAAUUAACACGUUUGUAUUAGGAUGAACAUGAUAAAUUUUUAUAGGAAAGAAAUAAAGCAGUUACACUUUAAAAAGAUGUUGAUAAUUUAAAAAAAAGAUUUAGUGAUCUUUAAGAUGAUUAUAAAGUAUUUAGGGAUAGAUAUCAAAAAGAAAAUAUAGAUAAUAAAGAUUCAAUUAGGAUAUAGAAUGAGGAAAUUGAAAAAUUGAAGAAAACACUAUCUCAACAAACAAAAGAAAUUGGAGAUUUAGAAAGAUCAAAUAAAAAUAAAGAAGAAUAAAUUCAUGAUUUAGAAAAUGAAAAUGAAACUAUAAAAAGAAGAAAUAGAGAACUUUAACAUAGAAUCUAAUUAAUUGAAAUAAAUCCUAUUACUACAUCAAUCUAAACUCAACCUAUUAUUAAUUAAUCUUAACCUCCUACAAUUACAUAAGUUCCUUAAUUUGUAUAGUAAAAUCAAGAAUAAUAUGAUACAACUAAACCUUUAAAGUAAUUAAAUUCAGUAUAAUCAGAAAAUGAUCCUUAAAAUUAAUAAUAAGUAUAUGCUUAAAAAUAAUCUCUAUAACAAAUUACUGAAGAAAACAGAUCUUUAAUUUCGAAAAAUAAAAAAUUAAAUAAAAAACUUAAAAUAGCUAAUGAUAAAAUUCUUGAACUCUCUAUGAAAAAUACUAUCUUAGAAAAAUAAGUAUAAAGAAAACUUUCUCAACCACCAAUUUAAGAUAUUGAUAGAUAAAAUUUUGGUUUACAUGCUCAUUCUUAAUCUCCAUUUAAAUAAGAUUCUUUUUAAUAGUUAGAAACUGAAACACAUUAAUAAAGACAAUAAUAAUAAACUAUUCAUACUGAUACAAGAUUAGAUAGAUUUGAUAAAUAAGAUAAACUAAAUAAAUAAGAUAGAUUCGUUUAAUAAUCAUAAGAGAAAUAUAGACCAAGAGGUUAAUCUGGAAUAGAUGUUCGUGGAACUUAAGGAAAUCCAAUUGAUAUAAGAGAUGAUGAAUUAUUAAAUAAAGUUAUGAUGCUUACAGAUGCUUCGGGAUAGAAUAAAUAAUUUUGGUGA